AUGGACCAGGUCCGCGCAAAGCUCGACCAGCUCAAAGCUUCGCUCGAGGGCAACAUUGACUUUGUCGGCCAGGACCUCGCAGAGCAGCGCGCAAAGUGGCUCCUCUGGUCAUCUGCACUCAUCGCCCUCCUCGUCGGCGCCGUCCUCCAGUCGGUCCGCCUCUCGCUCGGCAUCUUUGCCGUCGGCUUCUUCGCCACCCUCGCCCUCGUUCUCCCUCCCCUCCCGGCCUACACCGCCCACCCGGUCAAGUGGCUCGACACGCUCGACGAAUUCGGCAAGCCCCUCGCACCCGAAGCAGCCGUCGCAGGGCCGAGCGAGACGCGGAAAGCCCGAUGA
Messenger RNA from Rhodotorula graminis WP1, 336 nucleotides. RefSeq lists its product as uncharacterized. The record is from RefSeq and is a predicted model, not a curated record. The transcript has 4 exons. Gene Ontology annotation, biological process: protein targeting to ER. Bases 1 to 336 code for a protein of 111 amino acids. NCBI's taxonomy places the organism in Eukaryota, Fungi, Basidiomycota, Microbotryomycetes, Sporidiobolales, Sporidiobolaceae. Gene Ontology annotation, cellular component: signal peptidase complex; endoplasmic reticulum membrane.